AUAAUCUUCUCUCAAAAAUCUCUCAUAUAACGGUCUUCAGAAUUCCCAGGGCUUUAAGCAAUCCAAAGAUUAGAUCAAAAUAACACCUUAUAGUAGCUGACAUGUUCUUUUCUUCCCUUUAUUUUUUAUUUUUUUCUAAUUCUCACGUAAUUAGGUCAGACUUCAAUCACUUUUGAUCCUUCUUGAAUUUCAUCAUGUUCAUGGGGUUUAUGUUUUUUUAAUAGGUGAAGUGUCUAUUUUUGAAUCCAAGUUUUCAAAGUUAUAAUUAGAGUUCCAAGGGACUUCUGAUGCUCUGUUUGUUUUUUUUUUGCUUCAACUUAAAAAAAAGAAAGAGAUUGAUGGUUUAUAUUGAUGCGUACCCUGAAUGAUUUUAUGAUCAAAACCCGUUUUAAUUUCAAGAAUAUGAGUUCUUUUAACUUGUUUUUGUUUCAAAAUUUGGUUCCUUUUGGUGGGUUUUUAUUGAUCUCCAUCUCUGCCCUGUUUUCCUCUCUGUUUGCUAUCUUCAGCAAAGCUUUGUCAUGGAUUCAGAGUGAUGAGAUUUCUAAGCUCAAUAAUUCGAUUCCAAUUGAAACAGAGCCAGAGGAUGUCACAGAAGAGAAAACGAAGGAAACCAAACCUGUGGCUACUGAACCGAAGGUUGAAGACACUGGAAUCAUUGAAGAAGAUGGAUCUCCAAAAUUCUUUUUCAAGUUUCAGUUUCAAACUCAGACUUUCGAAGAAUUCAGCAAGAAAUUUGAAGCAAAAGAGAAAUAUAACCUUGGCCUAGACUCAAUUCCUUCAAUUCCUUAUACAAGCACGAACAAGUAUGAGUUCAAGUCAGGGGAUGAUCUUAGUUGUAUAAUGGAGAAGCCUGAGGAUUUAAGCUUUUGUGUGAAAGAAAUGUAUGCUGAUUCCAGCAAUGGGUUCUUGUCAGAACAAGAUUUCAUGGAAGACGAUUCAUCAGAGAAUGAAGUUGAUACCCAACAAAGUAAACCAAUUGUUUGCGAAAAUAUUCCAGGGAAUCUUGAGUUUCUUUCAGAGGAGGACACCACUGUUCCAGAGACUGAUAUGGGUUCCAUUACUUCAAGCCCUGAAAACCUGAGUGAUUGUGAAGAUUUUGAGGCUGAUUCUUCAAGGAACAUUGAAGAUGAAGACACAAUGGAAGAGCUUCAGAGCAAGAAUAAGGAUAUAAAUGCUUUAGAUAAUUCAGAAAAGUCCAAUUUAGAGAAUCCAUUAGCUUCAGAUCCUGAGGAUUCAACUGAUUUGGAAACUUUAUGGGAACAUCAAGAACUGAUAGAACAGCUGAAAAUGGAGCUGAAAAAGGUUAAAGCAACAGGCCUGCCAACCAUCUUAGAAGAAUCAGAAUCCCCAAAGAUAAUGGAUGAUUUGAAGCCAUGGAAAAUUGAUGAGAAGUUCCAAUAUGCAGAUAGAAUGAGUGAACUUCACAAAUUCUACAAGAGUUAUAGAGAAAGGAUGAGGAAAUUCGACAUCUUGAAUUACCAGAAGAUGUAUGCAAUAGGGGUUCUUCAUUCAAAGGAUCCAUUUCAAUCAAUUUCAACCCACAAAUCAUCUUCAGCUCCACCAAUUACAUCUCUCCUCCCUCAAAACCUUUGGCCAAGAAGGCGGAAAACAUCGGAUUCUGACCCCAUGUCGAAGUUCAUCAACGAACUCCACGGUGAUCUGGAAAUGGUGUACGUAGGGCAACUGUGCCUUUCUUGGGAAAUACUUCAUUGGCAAUACGAGAAAGCCAUUGGAAUAUGGGAAUCUGAUCCUUACUGCAUGCGUCGAUACAAUGAAGUUGCCGGUGAAUUUCAACAGUUCCAAGUUCUGAUUCAAAGGUUCAUAGAGAAUGAACCCUUUGAAGGUCCAAGGGUACGAAACUACAUCAAGAACCGAUGUGUUCUACGGAAUCUCCUUCAAGUUCCCGUCAUCCGAGAGGAUAGCUUGAAGGAUAAAAGGAAAGGUAGAAGAAAAGGAAGAGAUGAAGAUGACAAUGCAAUUACAGCUGAUAUGCUAGUGGAGAUCAUGGAGGAAGCAAUAAGAAUAUUUUGGCGAUUCCUUCGAGCUGAUAAAGAUGCUAACAUUGUGAUCCGUAAGAUGAGGAAAGGUGCUCAAGUGGAACCUACAGAGCCUGAUGAGCUUCAACUUCUAGCAACCCUUCAAACUAGCUUACAAAAGAAGGAUAAGAAGCUUAGAGAAAUAGUAAGGAGUGGGAACUGCAUAUUAAGGAAAUUGAAGAAGAAUGAAGAGGAGAAUUCAGAUCAAGUGCUUUACUUCUUCUCUCAAGUGGAUUUGAAAUUAGUGGCAAGAGUUUUGAACAUGUCAAAUGUGACAAGAGACCAACUUUUAUGGUGCCAUUCCAAAUUAAGCAAGAUUAACUUUGUUAAUAGGAAGAUUAAUGUUGAACCAUCCUUUUUGCUUUUCCCAUGUUGAUAUUUUUGAAAUUAAUACAGCAUGUAUAUCUAUUCCUCUCGCA
Molecule: messenger RNA, 2455 nt
Organism: Gossypium raimondii (Peruvian cotton)
Lineage: Eukaryota; Viridiplantae; Streptophyta; Magnoliopsida; Malvales; Malvaceae
Exons: 5
Coding region: 352-2412 (686 amino acids)
Source: RefSeq, a predicted model, not a curated record